Perkinsus marinus ATCC 50983 is the source of this 513-nucleotide messenger RNA. RefSeq names its product pyruvate dehydrogenase, putative. Lineage: Eukaryota; Perkinsozoa; Perkinsida; Perkinsidae. Gene Ontology annotation, cellular component: cytosol. The record is from RefSeq and is a predicted model, not a curated record. The coding region runs from base 1 to 513 and encodes 170 amino acids. Gene Ontology annotation, molecular function: flavin adenine dinucleotide binding; FMN binding; sulfite reductase (NADPH) activity. The transcript has a single exon.
AUGUGCGUUUCCGUUGCUAGUGGUACAUUUACUUUCCCUGAGGAUGAACAUACACCGAUGGUCAUGGCAGGGCUUGGUACUGGUAUCGCUCCUAUGCGAGCCUUUGUUCAGGAUCGCAUGUACAAGAAGCAGGUCCUUGGGAUCGAAACUGGCCCGAUGGUGGUAUUCUAUGGCUGCCGUCACGAGAAGGAAGAAUUCCUCUAUCGCGAGGAAUGGAAGAAGUUUGAGGAAGCUGGUGUGCUAACAAAGAUGGUCAAUGCGUUCUCGCAUGAUCAAGAUCAUAUGAUAUUCGUGCAGCACAAGAUUGCUGAGAAUCCCGAGCUUAUCUACAAGUACAUGUGCGAGCAAGAGGGGUACUUCUACUUCUGUGGCCCUGCCAUUGCAGUCGCUGAUGUCGAGUCUGCCGUGAAAGGUGCUGUAGAGGAGGUCGGUAAGAAGUCGAAGGAUUCGGUCGAGGAAUGGUUUGACGAGGAUAUUAAGGCUAAGAAACGCUACUCUACUGAAGCUUAUUAA